GCGGGCGGUGCUAUGGAGCCCGUAAAAGCUGCUCGGGCAACUGCUCGGCACCGACAGUGGCGACCAUGGUGCGUCCUCAACUCUCGCUGGCGAUGGGCCUGAGCCUGCUUGCGAUCUACCUCCUGGCGAUGUUACCUGACGGCCGCACCGAGCCGCUGGAACACAGGACCGGGGAACGCAAGAACCUGGCCAUCACCGACCCACAGGUGCUGAGGGUGGCGCAGACGGCAGUGAACACCUUCAACAUGGGCAGCAACAGCGUCUACUACUACCGCGACACCAACAUCAUCAAGGCGCAGAGACAGCUGGUGGCUGGCAUCAAGUACUACCUGACCAUGGAUUUGGAGAGCACAGCAUGCAGGAAGACCAGGGUCUCUGGAAGCCACGUGGACCUCACCACCUGCCCCCUGGCCACAGGGGUGGAGCAGGAGAAGUUGCGCUGUGACUUUGAGAUCCUUGAGGUGCCCUGGAAGAAUUCCACCGAGCUCCUCAAGCACAAUUGCAUGCAGCAGUAGCUGACCAUGGGGCCAGCACCGCGGGAGUGGACACAGGGUGGGGCCUACAUCUGCUGCAAUAAAUGACCAGCCACAUCUGCUGCAAUAAAUGACCAGCCACAUCUGCUGCAAUAAAUGACCAGCGCUGCUGCUUGCAUUGA
Molecule: messenger RNA, 655 nt
Organism: Cavia porcellus (domestic guinea pig)
Lineage: Eukaryota; Metazoa; Chordata; Mammalia; Rodentia; Caviidae
Gene: Cst6
Product: cystatin E/M
Exons: 3
Coding region: 66-515 (149 amino acids)
Cellular component (GO): extracellular exosome
Molecular function (GO): cysteine-type endopeptidase inhibitor activity
Source: RefSeq, a predicted model, not a curated record